AUGCUGCCGGGUGUCGGCCAGGCCGAAAACCGGCGUCGACCACAGAAGAAGAAUGUCGAGGAGGGGACGAAUAAGUCGAAGCCCAGCAACGAGGAGAGGAGGAGUCAGGAGGAGAGCAAGGAAGAAAUGCAUAGCACAAUACAAGAUACGCAUGUAACGUGGGUGGAUAAUGAAGGAAAGGGAGAAGAGAAGAAAGAGGAGCGGGGCGACAUCUGGAAGCAAUUUCAACCAAGACCGACGUUUCAUUUGAAGCAAGAAGAUGCUCCUCAAGGCCAUCCCGACACUCUGAACAUGCCGCACGGUGAAGAGCAAAUAGGACCAGCCACCCCUGGAAGAUGUAGCCAAAGUUCGACAUUUCCUAAUUCCUCCUUGAGCGACACAUUGACACUAAACAAUUGUGGCUUUGCAAAGCCCCAGAUCGUCUCUGACAAGGAAAGUUGCGACCAGUGCGCCAUCGUAUUGAGCGUCACCUGCCACGAUCUUCACACAACCUACACCAGGCAUGAGUCGCGGAUCAGGGCGGCACGCCGAGACCGCCUCAUCGGCCUCUUCUACGCUCACUAUGCUUUACUCGUGCGGCUGUGUCUGCCCCAAUCCGACGUCAAGCAGCCGCCUCCGGCCGGUUGGCCUCAGAUCACGGCCCGGAACAUGGCCGGGCUGGGCAAGACGGAUUUCUCCGUCGACGCCCGGCUCCCGUGCGCCCGCCGAGGAGUACUGGGCGAGGAAGCGCGGGGAGAUCGAAGAGUCGAGGACAUCGACGUCCCGGACGACGAUCCCGUGGAGGACUACUAUCUUAAGUCGGGCGAGAUGUACGACGCCGCGGCAAUGGCAGCGCUGGCCGAAGAUGGCGUGAGGAAGUGGAUCUACCACCUGCACCGAAAGUAG
This is a messenger RNA of Neoarthrinium moseri, 885 nucleotides long. RefSeq lists its product as uncharacterized. The transcript has 4 exons. Lineage: Eukaryota; Fungi; Ascomycota; Sordariomycetes; Amphisphaeriales; Apiosporaceae. Bases 1 to 885 code for a protein of 294 amino acids. The record is from RefSeq and is a predicted model, not a curated record.